This is a messenger RNA of Homarus americanus (American lobster), 1023 nucleotides long. RefSeq names its product Down syndrome cell adhesion molecule-like protein Dscam2. The transcript has 8 exons. Gene Ontology annotation, biological process: cell-cell adhesion. The coding region runs from base 1 to 1023 and encodes 340 amino acids. The record is from RefSeq and is a predicted model, not a curated record. Lineage: Eukaryota; Metazoa; Arthropoda; Malacostraca; Decapoda; Nephropidae.
AUGACGUCACACGAACGCCUGGAGUCCACUGCCGGUCACCGCUCACGAACGACUGAAUGGAUUAAUGUGCUUUCCAUACUUGGCAUCAGGCUAAGGAGUAAUAUAUAUGGGAAUGGCGGUGCAAAGGCGGACGAUUUCAGGAUCGGAUUAAGGAAAAGUGUGCUGGUGGGUGUAAGGUGGAUGAACACAGGAGGCCACACUCAAGAGAUGAGGUUGAGGGAGAGCAAAGACGGGAAGUACCAGGCGCUACUGGACGGGCGUCUCCUGGUACACGAGGUGAAGGCAGCCGACUCGUACGCCACCUAUCGCUGUCGGGUCCUCCACACCCUCACCUCCACCACCGCUGCCUCCAACACAGCCAGAAUCAUCGUCCACGACCCCCGAGAGCGUCAGGCGCCAAGGAUGGUCACCAAGUCUGCCACAGUGAAGCUCUCUGACUCCAAGCCCCUGGUGCUCCCCUGUGUCGCCAACGCCCACCCGCCCCCAAAGUACAGGUGGUGGCAGGAGCGAGGCGGCGAGAAGAUCCCCAUCAUCACCAGCUCUACGGGCGUGGUGGGCAGCGGGAGGACCAGCGAGAUGGGCGGCACGAGGACCUGGGGGAAUGGGGGCGUGAUGCUUCUUGACCCCAACACCCACGCCAGUUCCGACGACACUACCAAGCUGGUGUGUGAAGCGUCGAAUGAGGCCGGGAGAGCAACCAUGGAGAUCCGGGUGGAGCGGGCGGUACCAGUGAUAGCCCACUUGACGCCGCGGGUGGUAGUGGUGGACGCGGGCGGUGUGGGUGUACUUAGGUGCCAAGUUCCAGGGCCACAUCCUCACUCCAUCAGCUGGUAUAAAGAUGGUCAUGUUAUUACCCCAGCUGGCAGGAUCGGAAUUACAGAGGGUGGAUCGGUGUUAGAGGUGAGGGGCGUGGGGCGGGCGGACGCUGGCAUGUAUCAGUGUUUCGUCAGGGGUGAUGAAGACACCAUCCAGGACGCGGCGGAGCUCAGGCUGGGAGGGCGUCUCCCCAAGGAACCUCUCUAG